AAGUGGUAAGCAUGGCUCGCACAGGUACUAUGUACAAAGGCUCACCGGAGUUGGCACUGAGACCUAUAGGCCAUCGUCUCAAUGCCGUCCAACCAGCGCAGCCCCUACUGAUGGACGAGUUUGAUCCUGCCUCUUGCGGUGAAAUCUCCGGGUCCAAUAGGCUUGCUGUCAGCCUUUGGAUGGUGGAUUAUGUGCUGCAGAUGGCAAGUGUCGGCUACUUGGGUGUGUACCUGCGCACGCACAAGCUGGGUGUAUUGUACAACCUGCUCAAGCUGCUGGUGGGUGUCGCGGGCAGUGCGAGUGUGGCUAGCGCAAACAUGAAUACGAAUUUCUAUGCGGUGCUCACUGUAGUGGGGGCACCCGUGAGCGCGAAUGGGAGCCGUAUCCUUAACCUUGACAUAGACAGCUUGCAAAGCAACUACAGUGCCGUGCAUGUGGCUGCACCAUUCAUGACCAGGCAAUGGCGCAUGUGCGUGCGCUCGUACUUUUCAACUACAUGAACGUGUCUGCCACCGGCACUGACUUUGUGUUGUCUGCGGCACUCUUCCCUGGAGUACCGCAGUCCAGCGCUGUCCUCGUGCGCUACUUCAGCGUGCCACAUCCAGCUGUGUGCCCAAGGUGAUACAUACUAAUGUAAUGUUUGCCCAUGCUCAUUCAAGUGGUAGUACAAGACAUUCUGUGUAAAUACAGCUCUGUAAAAUAGUCAAUAUGCCAUUCAAUAUUAAUGCUCUGAUGA
Messenger RNA from Phanerochaete carnosa HHB-10118-sp, 736 nucleotides. RefSeq lists its product as uncharacterized. NCBI's taxonomy places the organism in Eukaryota, Fungi, Basidiomycota, Agaricomycetes, Polyporales, Phanerochaetaceae. The transcript has a single exon. Bases 12 to 500 code for a protein of 162 amino acids. The record is from RefSeq and is a predicted model, not a curated record.